AUGGACCUAGAAACCCGCACCAAAAUCGAAGAGGCAGUUUUGGGAAUCCUGACGAAUUCGAAUAUGGAUGAGACAACAGAGUACAAGAUCCGGAAAUCAGCAUCCGAGAAGCUGGGCAUGGACCUCUCCGAACCCACCCGGAAGAAAUUCGUCAGGGAGAUCGUCGAAGCCUACCUUAGGGCACAACAGGCCGAGGCAGAGGAAGAGGAACCCAAAGAGGAGGAUAACAACGAUAAUAAAGGCGGUAGAGAGUAUGACGAUGAGGGCGGGCUCAUUAUUUGCCGCUUAUCGGAUAAGAGAAGGGUGACGUUAUCGGAGUUCAGGGGGAAGACUUUGAUAUCAAUUAGGGAGUAUUACAAGAGAGAUGGCAAAGAGCUUCCAACAGCCAAAGGUAUAAGUUUGUCAACUGAACAAUGGAUGUCAUUCAGGAAGAAUGUGCCCGAAAUCGAGAAGGCCAUCAAGAAAAUGGAAUCUAGGUUAGCCCUUCAUCUUUUUAGCCUAUACAGCCGUAGGAGAUGCUCGUUCACUGUUUCCCGGUGGCAUGUGGGGCCAAGCGCCCCGGUGCUCGUCGGGGACCUGUCAUUCGGGACCUGUGAGUCCAACACGCAUCGGAAGAAGCGGAGGGCUCACACCAACCACAUUACCAUCGAGUUGUGGAUAGACAAAGUAAUUAACGGCACACCUUCUGCACUUCCCAUCAAUUCGCUCACCUCCAAAGGCGGCAAAAACCCGUUCUUUCUAUCGGAAACCGACGCCGUGGACAUGGCAGAGCCAUUAGCGCAGUUGACACGAGGCUCAUCUUCUUGUUAG
Molecule: messenger RNA, 810 nt
Organism: Striga hermonthica
Lineage: Eukaryota; Viridiplantae; Streptophyta; Magnoliopsida; Lamiales; Orobanchaceae
Source: the annotation of a GenBank genome assembly